AUGCUUUUAUUUCCUUACCUGUGCAUCACACUUGGCUUCAUCGAUACAGCGAACAGCUUUUGUCCUACAGAAUGCACCUGUGUCGCCCAUGGUACUUGGGCAAGAUCAGUGUUGUGUAAUGACCCAGAUAUGGAUGAGAUUCCCACGAACGUUCCUGUGGAAACUGUGAAGCUCCGGAUAGAAAAGACCGCCAUACGAAGGCUACCCACCGAAGCCUUCUAUUAUCUGGUCGACCUCAAGUACCUCUGGAUAGCCUACAGUUCUGUGACGAACAUCGACAUCGGCAGCUUUUAUAACCUCAAGCAGCUCCAUGAGUUGCGUCUGGAUGGGAAUCUGUUGGCCGCUUUCCCUUGGGAAUCGCUGCUGGAGAUGCCCAAUCUAAGGACCUUGGAUUUGCGUAACAACAAACUGGUCAGCCUGCCGCCCGAAGCCUCCAGGUUCCUGAAGAACCUCACCUACCUGGAUAUCUCCAGCAACAAGCUGACCACUCUCCCGCCUGACCUGUUAGAUGUUUGGCCUCCUUUCUCCAAGCCAGAGUCAGGUAGAAUCCAAGUCCUCCCACCGCCAAGGAUCGUUCUCGGUUUGCAGGACAAUCCGUGGUUCUGCGAUUGUCGACUUUCCAAAGUGAUCGAACUGUCAAAAACUGUCGACACCACACUAGUGCUCCUUGAUCCCAUCUUGAUUUGCGGUGGACCUGAGAGUUUUGCGGGAAUCUCCUUCCAAAAGGCAGAGUUGGAGCAGUGUCUGAAGCCAUCGGUGAUGACCUCAGCCACUAAAAUCACCUCUCCGCUGGGAAGUAAUGUUCUACUCCGCUGCGAUGCCACAGGGUAUCCCACCCCACAGCUCACCUGGAUCCGCUCGGACAAUUUACCGGUGAACUACCGAGUAAUUCAGGAAACACCCCGAGAGGGGCUCAGGUGGUCUAUAAUAAGUCUGACUGGAAUUUCUUACAAGGACGCAGGGGAAUAUCGAUGCAAAGCCAAAAACCUGGCCGGGAUGUCGGAAGCUGCCGUCACGGUAACCGUGGUAGGGCUGAUCACCACAACCCCAUCACCUCAGAGAUACGGAAGGAGAUUUGGAGCCGAUGGGUGGGACACCCCGAGAGAGGAAGCCAAGCAAGAAGCAAAGAAAACUUCAUCCAUCCCUAAGAAUCUGUCACCUCCGGCCUCUUCCUUUUCCUCCUCUUCUUUGCCCUUGUCCUCCUCCCCUCCUUCCAUCAGUGCCAAGCCAACACCCAUCACCGCCGAAACACCCAAGAUGAGCCUGAGGGGAGAAAAGCAACUGGAGUUGAUCCCGAGUGGAAACCAUCCGGCUCCAGACAGUGCAACUGAGGAAGAAGAAAGAGAGCUGCCGAGUUCAGCAACAACCGAUGGGCCAAAUGUCACUGUCAAAAACCUCAAGGUGGUGAGCGAGACGGGUGAAAGGGUAACCUUGAUGUGGAGGGCUACCGGCACCACAAAUAGCCCUGCCGUGACCGUAUUCUACUCCAGAUACGGGGAAGAAGGCAUGUUACCUCUGAGCACAGACCCUGGCAAGAGCGAAAUUACCCUCGACGGCUUGAAGCCCGGAACCCAGUAUAUGGCAUGCGUCUGUCCCAAAGGAGCCUCGCCCAAAAAAGACCAAUGUGUCAUUUUUUCUACCGACCAGAUUAAUGAAAAGAGCGGUGAUCCAGUUUCUUUGCUCGCCGUGGCAAGCGGCAUCGCCUGCGUCCUUGUCUUGCCCCUGAUUUUUUUCCUGCUCUACAAAGUUUUUCAACUGCAGCACAAGCCCAUGUCCUGGAGGGAGGAGGACCUGGAAAAGGAGAGCUAUAUCCAGUUUGAGACCCUGUCUGUCAAACCCCGACCCUCUGGGGGAGGAGGAGAGCUCUGGACUCGAAGGGAGCCGGAUGAAUCCCAAAGACUCCUGCUCUGGUCUAGGUUAAGUGUGGAUUCGCAGAUGACCUUCAAAAGCGAAAGUUCCGGAUCUGACUACUGUUGCUAA
Tachyglossus aculeatus (Australian echidna) is the source of this 1980-nucleotide messenger RNA. It is a transcript of the gene LRIT3, whose product is annotated as leucine rich repeat, Ig-like and transmembrane domains 3. The record is from RefSeq and is a predicted model, not a curated record. The transcript is spliced from 4 exons. The coding region runs from base 1 to 1980 and encodes 659 amino acids. Lineage: Eukaryota; Metazoa; Chordata; Mammalia; Monotremata; Tachyglossidae. Gene Ontology annotation, molecular function: protein binding.